AGCAUGAAACGAAGUUACAGUAAUGAAGAAGCCCAUUCUAGUGAAAAAAGACAACGAUGUCCACAAACAGAUCUAUUGACUGCUUUAACUGAAGUACUGUCUGAAAUCAGAUCGACUCCUUCUACUGGUGAAAUCUCUGCUGAAUUGAUGGAAACCUUCAAGGUGUUAAUGCUACAGAUCGAAGAACUUUCAUCAGAUGAAACUAACCUUGAAGGCAAAUUAGUGAAGGAUGAAACGGAACGAUGUCUUGAAUCUUGGUUGGAUGAUUUGGUGGCUCAAUGUGAAGCGGAUGGUGAACUGAUAUUCGAAAUCGACGACACUGAACAACUUGAUGAACAUGACGAACUGGCUUUGGCAUUGGAUGAAGAACAAGAAGAAAAACAACAACAACAAGAAGAUGAUGAUGAUGAUGAUGAUGAAGAAAUUAUAGUGGUGGAUGACGAUGAUACGUUGGACACUCAUCAAAUUCAGGUGAUGGCUUGA
This is a messenger RNA of Halteromyces radiatus, 483 nucleotides long. RefSeq lists its product as uncharacterized. NCBI's taxonomy places the organism in Eukaryota, Fungi, Mucoromycota, Mucoromycetes, Mucorales, Cunninghamellaceae. The record is from RefSeq and is a predicted model, not a curated record. The transcript has 2 exons. The annotation marks the transcript as partial.